GAAAGGGGAUCACUGAAAGCAGCAGCCAUCCGCCCCCAUUUGUUCCCCACCAUUUCCAUCCCCCAAAUCCAUCCAUCAUUCAGCCCCGUACCACUCCCCCUUCCUCCGCCUACUCCUUUUUUCCUCAUUCAGAUCGUACACCAGCUAGCUACCGAUCAUCAUCAAAUCACAGAUAUAUAUGCUCUCCCAACAGUAGUUCCGCUCUGAGCUUUAUCCGCAGCCGCCGGGCCGGGAAGUUCUGUUGCGCCAUAGCCUCCAGCUAGAUUAGAUUGGAUUUCCUCGUCUGCCGGGGCGUGGAUUCCUAGGCGGCUGCGCGGCAGGGGCUGAGCCACCGAUGUCGGCCGAGGACGGCUACUGCAGCACCGGCACCGAGUCCCCGAGGGCGGACUCCGCCGACGACCACCCGCCCGCCGACGCCGACUCGCCGGUCACAGGAGCGCAGAGCAAGCGGGACCACCCCUCGCCGUCGUCCCCGCUGCCGCCGCCAAAGCGCAGCCGGAGAUCUGUGGAGAAGAGGGUUGUGUCGGUGCCCAUCUCCGAGUGCGGCGAGCGGGCCAGGAUCAACGGCGAGGGCCCGCCGCCGCCGGACUCGUGGGCGUGGCGCAAGUAUGGGCAGAAGCCCAUCAAGGGAUCCCCUUACCCGCGGGGCUACUACCGCUGCAGCAGCUCCAAGGGCUGCCCGGCCAGGAAGCAGGUGGAGCGCUGCCGCACCGACCCCACCGUGCUGCUCGUCACCUACUCCUACGACCACAACCACCCGUGGCCCGCGCCAAAGGGCGGCGCCGGCGGCCACCCGACCAAGUCCUCGCCAAGGCUCACGGAGCCAAAGCCCGAGCCCAAGCACGAGCCUGGCACGCCGGCCGAUUAUUCAGAGCCCGAGCCAACCGAGCAGGAGACGCCCGAGCCCGUGGCGCCAAAGCAAGAACAGCUGGAUCAAGAAGAGGAGCAGGAGCAGAAGCCUGACAUCGUCAGUCUGGCUGAAUCAUCCGCGGGGGCAAUCACGUCGGUGACGCCGGCGGCCGCAGAGGACGAAGAGGAGAGCUUCGAGUUCGGCUGGUUCGACCAGUACCACCCGACGUGGCACCGGGCGACGGCGCUGUACGUGCCGGCGUUCGACACGGCCCCGCCGCUGCUGCCGCCGGAGGAGUGGGAGCGGGAGCUGCAGGGGGAGGACACGCUGUUCGCGGGGCUGGGUGAGCUCCCGGACUGCGCCAUCGUGUUCGGCCGCCGGCCCGAAAUCGCCCUGGCCGCCACCGCCCCGUGCUCAUGACCACCACCAACUCCGCCGAUGAUUCCCGUUUUUUUCCCCUCUUUUUUUGUUUUCCCUGCUCUGGCUCUAGUUUUCCCCGGAGCGAUUUGGAAGUGUACUGGUACAUAGCUUGGAUCAAUCAGAUCGAUCAAUGGGGGUUUCGCUGUUCAA
Molecule: messenger RNA, 1420 nt
Organism: Lolium perenne
Lineage: Eukaryota; Viridiplantae; Streptophyta; Magnoliopsida; Poales; Poaceae
Biological process (GO): regulation of DNA-templated transcription
Cellular component (GO): nucleus
Molecular function (GO): transcription cis-regulatory region binding; DNA-binding transcription factor activity
Source: RefSeq, a predicted model, not a curated record